AUGAAAAAUUGCUUACCGCUUACACAGUCUGUGCCUACAAACUAUAGACAGGCCAGCUUAUUGGUAUCACAUGAACUUAAACCACAACAAGAUGUUACAAGUCCAUAUCCUUGGUUGGAUAGCCUUGCAAAAUUCUCUCCGUUACAGUUGGGAAGCUACCUGAUCAGAAGUGCCGAUCAGACUUGGUGGAGUUCGUUGCUACUUCAAUUAGAGAGUUCGGAUUCAGUAAUUACAGAGGGAGUCAGAUCUUUAACCAGUCCGACAGACGAGAAUCUUGAGUUAUGGUUACAGAAACAGAGACUUAAAGCCUUCCAUGGAAUUCUAGACAACGUUGGAGGUGCUGGUAUGAGUGAGCAGAAAGGUGUUUCGAAUGGUGCGGUUAUCGCAUCACCUUCAAAAACGGCUCCGAAUUACUUCUACCAGUGGGUGAGAGAUGCCGCCAUAACUAUGAACUCUUUGGUUGAACAUCUAAGUGAUUCAAAUUUUGAAGAUUCUGAAUACGGCUUAUCUACAAUAAUUGAGUCGUAUAUUGCCAACUCUUACAAGUUGCAGAGGACGGGUAAUCAUUCCGGUGACUUCGAUACACUUUCUGGCUUGGGUGAGCCCAAAUUUAUGGCAGAUUCUAAGCCCUUCACGGGGUCUUGGGGACGGCCUCAAAGAGAUGGUCCUGGUUUAAGAGUCAUUACCAUUGCUAACUACAUGAGAACUCUUGAUCAGUAUGGUAGGAACUUCACCAAUUCGGAAACACCUAGCUCAGAGUACGUGUAUGAAAACAUUCUAAAGCCCGACCUAAGUUAUAUCGUCAAGUAUUGGAGCAGUACAGGUUUUGAUCUUUGGGAAGAGGUUGAUUCUUUACACUUGUUCACUAGCUUGACCCAACUCAAGGCCUUAAAGAUGGGCCUAGAAAUGGCUAAGAAGUUUGGUGACAAUGAAUUUUAUAAGACGUUGGUUGUGUCCUUCAACUCUUUGAGAUUCUUUAUUUCUGUUGAUUCCGGCUUCAAACCUUCCAGUGCUCCCUACCUGCUUGAAACUCCAAGCUUGGUGUUGGAAGGACGAAGAUGUGGAUUGGAUAUCGCUUCUAUAUUGGCCUCGUUGAGGUCACACGAUGUUGAUGAUACUUAUGAUACCGUAUACAUUCCAUUCCCAGUGACCGAUACUGCUGUUAUGAAUACACUCACUGCGCUUAUCAACGAUAUGAAAUACAGAUAUCCCAUCAAUCAUGGAAAUUUGGGACUUUCCGUGGGAUUUGCACUAGGAAGAUACCCUGAAGACGUUUAUAAUGGCCGAGGACUCAGUGAGGGCAACCCAUGGUUUAUUUCUACUGCAACUGCUUCUGAGUUGAUUUACAAGUUGAUCUACAACUUGUACAAUCUUCAGAAAGACUUUAUCAUUCCAGCCGAACAGGCAUCACUCUUUUCUUCCAUUACCACUUUGAAAAUUAAGCAUUCUGUCACUUUGCCAUAUGGAUCGAACGCUUUCAAUGUCGUUACUUACUCUCUCCUUAACUAUGCGGACACCUUCCUUUCUGUCAUUAAAGAGCAUGUUGAUGGUGACGGCCAUAUGAGUGAACAAUUCAAUAGAUACACAGGCUAUAUGGAAGGGGCAGAAGAUUUGACCUGGAGCUAUGGCUCCUUCUGGAGUUCUUUGAGAUGGAGAGAUAAGGCUUUACAACUCUUGGAGGAGAAUACCCAGAGUACGUGGGCCACACAUAUAUGA
This is a messenger RNA of Brettanomyces nanus, 1716 nucleotides long. RefSeq lists its product as uncharacterized. Gene Ontology annotation, molecular function: glucan 1,4-alpha-glucosidase activity. Lineage: Eukaryota; Fungi; Ascomycota; Pichiomycetes; Pichiales; Pichiaceae. Gene Ontology annotation, cellular component: fungal-type vacuole. Bases 1 to 1716 code for a protein of 571 amino acids. Gene Ontology annotation, biological process: polysaccharide metabolic process. The record is from RefSeq and is a predicted model, not a curated record. The transcript has 2 exons.